AUGGCAAAAUCUAUAGCAAGAACGGGUUCACGUAGGAAUGGGCGUAGUGGUUCACGUAAAAGUACACGUAGAAUACCAAAGGGAGUUAUUCAUGUUCAAGCAAGUUUCAACAAUACCAUUGUGACUGUUACAGAUGUAGGGGGUCGGGUAAUUUCUUGGUCCUCUGCCGGUACUUGUGGAUUCAAGGGUACAAGAAGAGGGACGCCAUUUGCUGCUCAAACCGCAGCAGGAAAUGCUAUUCGGACAGUAGUCGAUCAAGGUAUGCAACGAGCAGAAGUCAUGAUAAAGGGUCCUGGUCUCGGAAGAGAUGCAGCAUUACGAGCUAUUCGUAGAAGUGGUAUACUAUUAAGUUUCGUACGUGAUGUAACCCCUAUGCCACAUAAUGGCUGUAGACCCCCUAAAAAAAGACGUGUGUAG
This is a messenger RNA of Punica granatum (pomegranate), 417 nucleotides long. The record is from the annotation of a RefSeq genome assembly. Lineage: Eukaryota; Viridiplantae; Streptophyta; Magnoliopsida; Myrtales; Lythraceae.